Ectocarpus siliculosus is the source of this 1373-nucleotide messenger RNA. Lineage: Eukaryota; Phaeophyceae; Ectocarpales; Ectocarpaceae. The record is from the annotation of a GenBank genome assembly.
AUGGCGGAUCCACGGGAGUUCUCUGACGAUGGCUCGGACGACUCUGGGUUUGAGGAGAGCGUGGGCUCAGCCGAACGCAACAAAGAACAGCACCUGCAGAAUGAUAAGUACGACUUGGCCCUGGAGGUGAGCGCAAGCGAAGCAGACGCACUUGGCGAUGGAAGUCCUGGGGAGGAGAAGGGUGAACGUGCAUCCGGCAGUGAUUCUCCAGAUGCAAGGAUCGGUGCGGCAGCAGAUCGCCUGGGCCUGGGGAGUAGCACCGAUGCUCCCUCCCGGGAGGCAGCCAGAGGAAGGGGAUCCAGUUCUGCACAAGAAACGGGCCAGGACGUGAAGAAUGACCAGUUUGACGCGGCCUACGAUCUUAGCAGCGCUGACGAAGAGUCAAGCGUGGAUACGAGGGAGGCGGCGGAUCUGGCUACGACGCAGAGACGCACGAUAGGUGCUCCGCCCGCCUCGGAGCGUCGACCCUCACUAACGGCUACACCGUCGCCCGUGCCAUCGGGGACAGUGGCAUCCGCGGUGGCUGGCCUAUCGUCGUCGACCAUGCACCCGGGCGGGGGUGGGAGCGAUGGGGGCAGCGACGACAGCGAAAGCGGGUCUGAAUCAUCAAGCAACGGAGACGAGCGAAGCAACCCUAUCAAGAUCGAAGGGGCGUAUGAUCCCGCGGACUACGCCCACCUCAAUGUGUCGGCGGAGAUCAAGGACCUCUUCCAGUACAUCGGGCGCUACAAGGCCCAUGAGGUGGACCUCGACACCUCCCUUCGAUGCUUCGUCCCUGACUUUAUCCCCGCUGUGGGAGACAUGGAUGCAUUCCUCAAAGUCCCUCGUCCGGACCAAAACCCGGACGAACUUGGUUUCAAGGUUCUGGACGAGCCAGCAGCGAACCAAAGCGACGCGACCGUGCUUGAGCUGCAGCUGAGGGCGAUUUCAAAGAAACAGUAUGGAGAUGUUGCCGUCAGAUCGAUCGAAAACGCCCACAAGAACCCUGCGGAGAUCGACAAGUGGAUUCAGAGCAUCAACGACUUGCAUCGCACCAAGCCACCGCCACAGGUGAACUACAAGAAGAACAUGCCGGACAUUGAGCUAUUGAUGGAGGCGUGGCCACCUGAAUUCGAGGAGAUUGUUGGCAACGUGAAUUUGCUGACACCAGAGCUAGAUAUGCCCCUGGAGGACUACGCACGCAUGGUGUGCGCGGUGAUGGAUAUCCCGGUGUACGACAACAUUAUCGAGAGCCUGCACAUUCUCUUCACAACCUUCAUGGAGUUCAAGAGCAACGCGCACUUUAUGCAACUGGGUGCUGCUGGCGGGGGUGCAUCGAAUUUCGACUAUAAAUAGAUUGGCUGAGCGUCCAAGGAAGAUUACCGCCGAGUCGA